UGGGUUAAAUAGACAAGGGUCAUUAGUGAUAUCGGCCUACCUAAAUCAACACAGGACCACGUAUGCCUGUCUCCACAUGUGUGUCAAUUCUGACCCAUCAUAAAAGAAAGCCCACGAUCGGUCACGUUUUCACACCAUCUGCAUGCAGAAUAUUUGAGACUAUUUUACCUACGAUUUCGUUAUUUAAAUUGUAUUGUUUUAUUAGGAUAAACCAUGUAACUAAAAAUUGUAAUAUAGAAUAGACCUAUGUAAACACCCUUUUUGACCCAAGAUCAUGUAUAUAAACCCCAAGUUAUGCUCAAUAAAAUCAGUACGAAAAGAUCUCUUGACGUAUUCACUUCUCCGCAGCCCAAUUGAUAUUAUACUUAUUGCGGCGACUAUUGCCACUGCAUCAACAGCAACAAUCACGAUAGUGAUUAACUGGUCUACUAGGCGACCGACCAUAAAAUAGAAGUUCUCUUCGCGAACGUUUUUUUACUGCUAUCAACUUGGCGAUAGACAGUUUAUCAGCAGAUUUUCAAAGUCAACAAGGCGACCAAGUAAUUUCUGCGAUUUGUGUACGAUUAACUUGGCAAUCAAAACACACAACCAAGGACAAGUUUUGGUCAACCCGGCAAACCAAACUUUGCUAAAAAAAAAACUAAAGACUUGAAAAACUGACCAGUUUUACAAUUAUUUUAUAAACCACGGUGUGAGUCGAGGCACAUCAUUAACAAAAUUCCUCUUAAAGGUUAAUUUUAUAAAAGUAAAAUGGCGUCAUCAAGGAUUCGCUCCUUAUUGGAUGAACAGCAAGCGCUGGGCGAGCGCAUCCAAAGCAUAAAUAGAAAUUUUAAAAAAGAUUCUGAGAGCAGGAAGUCUAAGCCUGCCUAUUACACAGAAAGAUUGGCAAAUCUGGAAGGCCUCUGGAUUAAUUUCGCUUCCAGAGAUGAAAUAAUCAAAAAUACCCUCAAAGGAGAAAAUAUUGAUCACGGGUAUUUUAAUAAUAAUUAUUUCAUUGAAAUAAAAAAUCUUGUGAGUGAAUAUCAAAAUAUAUUCUCAACAAACUUAUCCGCAUUGCAAAUGGAAACUGAAUCCAUUACGUCUACGGAGGAGGAUUUAGAAAUUGAAUCCAUGUUCCGUGAACAGAGAGUACUCAUUGAUAGUUUGGAGCGCAUCAUGAGUAAGAUAACUGUCGAAACGCGCCAAAAUUUUCAAACAAUCAUUUCACAAAACUGCAAUGAAACUAAAAGGAUUCAUGUUCAAAUCCAUAAAGAAUUCAAAAACCCUAAGGAAUUAGGAUGAUGAUUCACGAUAUUUGAUGGCUGAAGAUGCCAUCAUAUCAUUUCAAAUGUCAUUUGGUGUAGAAAAAAGGCAGGAAUCUGAAGCAAGUUCCUAUACGACCGCAGGAUUACCUCUGCCAAAGGUAUCAAUUCCAAAAUUUGAUGCAAAUUAUUUACAAUGGCAACAAUUUCAUGAUUUAUUUAAGAAAAUGAUUAAUGAAUCUUCAUUACCCACUAUACAAAAAAUGUGGUAUUCGAAAUUAAACCUUACGGGAGAGGCCGAACGCUUAAUUCGGCACUUGUCUCUAACAGAAAAAAAUUAUGGAAUAGCAUGGAAUAUGUUACACAAGCGUUUUAGUAAUAAAAGAGUGUUAUGUAACACGUUACUACAAAAAUUGCUAGAUCAAGCACCAAUAUCUAGCGAUGGCAAAGGCAUAAAAACAUUGCAUGAUAAUUACAAGGAAACAUUAUCGGCAUUAAAUAAUAUAGAUAUAACAACGGACAGCUGGGAUCCGAUCUUACUUCAUAUAUUGACAAAGAAGUUGGAUCGGCAAACUGAUUUACUGAAUGAGCAAUCACUUUUAAAUAAAAGAGAAUUGCAAUCCGUUAAAGAAUUUCUGGAAUUCUUGGAGCAGCGUUUCCUCACACUAGAGGCCAUUUCUUCUGAGAAACCCAAAAAACCGAUUAUAUGUGCAGCAGGGGCAAAAACGAAAUUCAGUUGUUUAUUCUGUAAGAAACCAAAUCAUAGCAUUUUUAAAUGUAAUGAUUUCUUAAAGAAAACUCCAGCUGAACGCCUUAACUGGACUCAAAAAAAUAAGUUAUGCGUAAAAUGUCUAAGCCCAAAUCACGCAUCAAAAGUAUGCACAAAAAGAUAUUGUUUUAAGUGUAAUAAAAAACACAACACACUCCUGCACUUAGAAAAAAUGUCGGAUACUUUGGAUUCCAUUACUGCGGCAUCGGUGAGUGGAAGGAAAGCCGGCUAUAUACUCUUAGCCACUGCACGAAUAAUAGUCCAAGAAAAUAAUGGACAAAUGACGGAAUUCAGAGCUCUUCUUGACUCUGGAUCACAGAUUAAUGCUAUCUCUGCUAUCAAGGACAAUAAAAACGUAUUGACUGGACGAAAGCUGAAAGUCGGCCACCCGGCCACCUAUCUACAGGAGAUACAAGGAAUCACCAUCCCCGUAUCAACGUGUACCGGACGACCGUCCACCUACCACAAGAGCUACGCAGAACGACCAUCCUCAUACCAACGUAAAUCGACCAAACCGGCGGUCAACAACGGGACUGCAGCGAGGGACUAA
This is a messenger RNA of Drosophila gunungcola (fruit fly), 2560 nucleotides long. RefSeq lists its product as uncharacterized. Lineage: Eukaryota; Metazoa; Arthropoda; Insecta; Diptera; Drosophilidae. Bases 1298 to 2560 code for a protein of 420 amino acids. The record is from RefSeq and is a predicted model, not a curated record. The transcript is spliced from 3 exons.